AUGCUAUUCCACGAAGUUCAAUCAUUGCGGCAUUCCGCCCAAGCGUUCUUCUUGGUCCUGCCAUCAAAAAUCGCCGAAACAUGGUUUCCAGAUCGACAACGAUCCCUUGCAAAUGUGCUCACAUUUAUCGCAAAUCCAUUUGGCGUCGUUCUGGGCACCAUCACACCGUCAUUGUAUUUCAGUGCGGCGUCAAAAGUUCCACCGUUCCAUCAUGGCAUAUGUUCCAGUUUGAUGAUUACGGCAAUUGUUUUAGCAAAAAAAGGUGCAUGCUUAACAACCAUAAGCGAACAUUCAACCUGCUAUUUUAAGAACACCAGUAUGGCGAUACUAACGACGAUCGCUUUCUUUUUGUCGCUAUUCAUCAGACGUGGCUCACCUCCAACUCCACCUUCAGCGUCGUCUGCGGACCAUUCCACUAACGCUCCUCCCUUUUGGAGCGCUAUCGCCAUUUGCUUCAAGAACAAACAGUUUGUUAUCCAGAUGUUUACGUUUGGACUGGCGUUUGCUGAGUUAUGGGGCUUCAUGGUGAUAAUGUCCGACAUCAUUACUGAACAAGGCUACGAACUCUACGGCUAUCCUACUGCACUGGCUGCUCUGGUCGGUGUGGGAGCGUCCCUGGUUUGUGGAGCGAUUGCGGACUGUACAAAGCGAUUCAAGGAGCUGCUCAGAGUGUGCUGGGUUUGCUGCACCACCACAAUCAUCUUCACCAGAAUAUGGCUUCGUCAUAAAUGGAGUGGACCUUGCGACACCGCAGUGUUCCUCGUAGCUUGCGCCGGACUAGGCGGCUUUUCGAUCCCACAGUUUCCGAUCGGAGUGGAAAUGGGCGUCGAAACGACUUUUCCGGUCUACGAAGCAACUUCUUCAGGGCUACUGGUGCUCAGUGGACAACUGUGGAUGUUUGUUAUGUACUAUGUGUUUGAGACGACAAAGAAAAUGAAAAUUAUCUACGACUUUGACGACACGAAACCAGCAGGGAAUUGGCAACUCAACCUCGAUAUUUGGUGUCUGUUGGGUAUUGUCGCAGUUAUUCUGUCGUUCAUUGCUAACCCA
This is a messenger RNA of Ostertagia ostertagi, 1050 nucleotides long. NCBI's taxonomy places the organism in Eukaryota, Metazoa, Nematoda, Chromadorea, Rhabditida, Trichostrongylidae. The record is from the annotation of a GenBank genome assembly.